AUGACCAUACAUGGCGCCACAAUCCCGUCGUCCACCGCGGACUUUGUCAGAAACGAGGUUCCGCAGACAAUCUUCCGAGCCCAAAUCCACAGAAACGAGCAAGAAGUGACGGCCGAAGUUAAUGACUAUUUCCUAGAACACUGGCCGUUUGAGAAUGAAAAAGCAAGGAUGAAGUUCAUUGCUGUGGGAUUUUCGCGUGUGACAUGCUACUACUUUCCGCUAGCAUUGGACGAUAGGAUAGCUCUUGCCUGUCGCUUGAUCACCCUGCUGUUCCUUAUCGAUGACCAGCUCGAGUUCAUGUCAUUAGAAGAAGGGUCCGCGUACAACGAACGUCUGAUCGCCAUUUCACAAGGAACAACGCGACCAGACCAUAGUGUUCCUGUGGAAUGGAUUACAUAUGACUUGUGGAACGACAUGCGCGCCUGCGAUACUGAGCUAGCGGAUGAUAUGAAAGAGCCGGUCUUCACAUUCAUGAGAGCGCAGGUUGACACGAAGCGCCUAUGUGUAAAAGCCUUAGGAGAAUAUCUGGAAUAUAGAGAGAGAGACGUGGGUCAAGGGUUGCUCUCUGGUCUGAUUCGAUUCACAAUGAGAUUGAGACUUGACCAACAAGAUUUGGAUUCCAUCAAGGAAAUAGAAACAAACUGCUCAAAACACAUCUCCGUUGUGAACGAUAUCUAUAGUUGGGACAAGGAGCUGAAAGCAUCCAAAGUCGGGCAUAAAGAAGGUGCUGUGCUCUGCUCCGCCGUUUCUGUGCUGUCAGCAGAGAUGGCGCUGAGCAUACCGUCAACGAAGAGAAUCCUGUGGGUCAUGUGCCGGGAAUGGGAAUUGCAACACAAGCAACUUGUUGUGAACAGGCUGGCCUCUGGCCAAUCUUGUAGCUAUGACUUGCAGAUGUUUAUGAAGGGUCUAGAAUUCCAAAUGAGUGGAAAUGAAGUGUGGAGCUCGACGACUUCGAGGUACCAUCGUGUACAGAUGUAG
Messenger RNA from Alternaria postmessia, 978 nucleotides. RefSeq lists its product as uncharacterized. The record is from RefSeq and is a predicted model, not a curated record. The transcript is spliced from 3 exons. The coding region runs from base 1 to 978 and encodes 325 amino acids. NCBI's taxonomy places the organism in Eukaryota, Fungi, Ascomycota, Dothideomycetes, Pleosporales, Pleosporaceae.